AAAAAAAAAAAAACAGAAAGGUAGCAUACACUGCACAGAGUCCUGGCUUCCCAGCCUCCCUCCCAUUUUGCGCACAAAAUCAAACAUAAAAAUUAGGGUUUCUUUCCUCCAUUUCGAUGGCCUCUCACAACCAUCUCGACGAUGAUGAUGUUUUUGGCGGUGAUUUUCCUGGCAGCCACAACACCGUGCAUUCAGGUAAUAAGAGAAGCUUUGGUGAUCUUGAGGACGAUGAAGAUGAUAUUUUUAGCUCAAAGAAGGGUAAUACAAAAGUAGAAGAAACUGCAAUGAUUUUAUCUCUUCGUGAGAGUCUCGACAAUUGUAAAAGUGCACUCACAACAUGCCAAACUGAGCUUGAAGCUGCAAAAUCUGAAAUUGAGAAGUGGCGUUCAGCAUUUGAGAAUGAGUCUUUCAUACCUGCUGGGGCAUUUCCUGAACCUGAACUAGUGAUCAAUUAUCUUCAGACCCUGAAAUCCUCCGAGGAGUCUUUGAAAGAACAGCUAGAAAAAGCAAAGAAAAAAGAAGCUGCCUUCAUCGUAACGUUUGCUAAACGAGAGCAAGAGAUAGCAGAAUUAAAGUCUGCAGUUCGGGAUUUGAAAGCACAGCUCAAACCACCAUCAAUGCAGGCAAGGAGGUUACUACUGGAUCCAGCGAUCCAUGAGGAAUUUACUCGUUUAAAGAAUUUGGUUGAGGAGAAAGACAAAAAGGUAAAGGAACUGCAGGACAAUAUUGCUGCUGUCAAUUUUACCCCACAAAGCAAGAUGGGGAAGAUGCUUAUGGCAAAAUGUAGGACCCUGCAAGAGGAAAAUGAGGAGAUUGGAAAUCAAGCUGCUGAAGGAAAGAUACAUGAAUUAGCAAUGAAACUUGCCUUGCAGAAAUCUCAAAAUGCAGAACUCAGGAGUCAAUUUGAAGGACUUCACAAACACGUGGAUGGCCUGAUUAAUGACGUGGACAAAUCAAAUGCAAUGGUACUUACAUUGCAAGAGAAGCUAGAAGAAAAGGAUCUCGAACUUAACAGGUUGAAGCUUGAACUCCAGCAGAAAGGCAUUGAAGAGGGCCAAACUGAUUCAGCUCAUAAUGUAGACAGUGAUGAAAUAGUGAAACCUAAACAGGAAACUGAUAUAGACUAGACUUUAAACAAUUUUGGUGGAAUGUCAUCAUUUUUUCCCUUUCA
Messenger RNA from Hevea brasiliensis (rubber tree), 1171 nucleotides. RefSeq names its product FKBP12-interacting protein of 37 kDa. Bases 117 to 1127 code for a protein of 336 amino acids. Gene Ontology annotation, cellular component: nucleus. Gene Ontology annotation, biological process: regulation of alternative mRNA splicing, via spliceosome. NCBI's taxonomy places the organism in Eukaryota, Viridiplantae, Streptophyta, Magnoliopsida, Malpighiales, Euphorbiaceae. The record is from RefSeq and is a predicted model, not a curated record. The transcript is spliced from 14 exons.